AUGCGCACCAUACACGCUCUGUCUCGCAAAUUCGGCACCCCUCUCAAGGACGUAGUACCACUGAAGACUAUACAAAACUUUGUGAAUAACUACUCUCGAAUUUGCCCGGAGAACCACGACCGCAUGGACAAGCUGAGCGCCUGGGUACACAAGCGUGCCUAUACGGGCUUGGAGGCGAUGACAGAGUCGUUCACGUUUGGCUGGCAGAUCGAUAAUGCGGGCAAGUCCGUUAGAGGCAACGGAUCCGACGACAAGCCCUUUAUUGUUGAGCUCUCGACAAAAGCUUUGGUGCUGAGGCUCAUGGUGCCUCCUGAGAGCUUUAUUUUACACUUAGACGCUACCUACAAGAUGAUUCAGUGCUGA
Molecule: messenger RNA, 363 nt
Organism: Phytophthora nicotianae INRA-310
Lineage: Eukaryota; Oomycota; Peronosporomycetes; Peronosporales; Peronosporaceae
Exons: 1
Coding region: 1-363 (120 amino acids)
Source: RefSeq, a predicted model, not a curated record